AUGCCUUUCGGCAACACCCACAACAAGUUCAAGCUCAACUACAAGCCAGAGGAGGAAUACCCAGACCUCACCAAGCACAACAACCACAUGGCCAAGGUGCUGACCCCUGACCUCUACAAGAAGCUGCGGGACAAGGAGACCCCCUCUGGCUUCACGCUGGAUGACGUCAUCCAGACAGGUGUGGACAACCCAGGUCACCCCUUCAUCAUGACCGUGGGCUGUGUGGCUGGAGACGAGGAGUCCUAUGAGGUUUUCAAGGACCUCUUUGACCCCAUCAUUCAGGAUCGCCACGGGGGCUACAAACCCACCGACAAGCACAAGACGGACCUCAACCACGAGAACCUCAAGGGUGGAGACGACCUGGACCCCAACUACGUGUUCAGCAGCCGUGUCCGCACUGGCCGCAGCAUCAAGGGGUACACGCUGCCCCCCCACUGCUCCCGUGGGGAGCGCAGGGCUGUGGAGAAGCUCUCCGUGGAAGCCCUCAACAGCCUGACAGGGGAGUUCAAGGGGAAGUACUACCCUCUGAAGAGCAUGACGGAGAAGGAGCAGCAGCAGCUCAUCGACGACCACUUCCUGUUUGACAAGCCGGUGUCCCCCCUGCUGCUGGCCUCCGGCAUGGCCCGGGACUGGCCCGACGCCCGUGGCAUUUGGCACAAUGACAACAAGAGCUUCCUGGUGUGGGUGAACGAGGAGGACCACCUCCGAGUCAUCUCCAUGCAGAAGGGGGGCAACAUGAAGGAGGUUUUCCGCCGCUUCUGCGUGGGGCUGCAGAAGAUUGAGGAGAUCUUCAAGAAAGCCGGCCACCCCUUCAUGUGGAACGAGCACCUGGGCUACGUGCUCACUUGCCCGUCCAACCUGGGCACGGGGCUGCGUGGCGGCGUGCACGUGAAGCUGGAGCACCUGAGCAAGCAUCCCAAGUUCGAGGAGAUCCUCACCCGCCUGCGCCUGCAGAAGCGAGGCACAGGUGGCGUGGACACGGCUGCCGUGGGCUCGGUGUUCGACGUGUCCAACGCCGACAGGCUGGGCUCGUCCGAGGUGGAGCAGGUGCAGCUGGUGGUGGACGGCGUGAAGCUCAUGGUGGAGAUGGAGAAGAAGCUGGAAAAGGGCCAGUCCAUCGACGACAUGAUCCCCGCCCAGAAGUAGGAGCCCAGCCUCGCCGCCGCCGCCUGUCGGAGCCGCGGCCACUGCGAGCACGCGGCUCCCCGAGGCCCGGCCCUCCCUCCUCGCCCCGCCCUUUCCCGGGAGGCCCGCUCGCUCCGGGUUCGUUUCCAACCAGCGCUCCAACCAGUGGGCUCCAGCCUCUUGGCUCCGGCCAAUAAACAGCCUCCCUCACACCUGCCGCUAUUUUUUCCAGAGCUCCGCCCAUCAGCGGGAGCUCUAGUGCAGAGGGGACUCCCGGUCACUUGUGGAGCUCAUGCCAUUUCUCCACUCAAAGCAACAAAUAAAAGCAACGGUGGUCUUA
Messenger RNA from Condylura cristata (star-nosed mole), 1465 nucleotides. RefSeq names its product creatine kinase, muscle (gene CKM). Lineage: Eukaryota; Metazoa; Chordata; Mammalia; Eulipotyphla; Talpidae. The record is from RefSeq and is a predicted model, not a curated record. Gene Ontology annotation, biological process: phosphocreatine biosynthetic process. Gene Ontology annotation, molecular function: creatine kinase activity. The coding region runs from base 1 to 1146 and encodes 381 amino acids. The transcript has 7 exons.